Apis florea (little honeybee) is the source of this 959-nucleotide messenger RNA. RefSeq lists its product as uncharacterized. Lineage: Eukaryota; Metazoa; Arthropoda; Insecta; Hymenoptera; Apidae. The record is from RefSeq and is a predicted model, not a curated record.
UCUUCCCGUUACGUUCGAAUCGAUCGUUCGAGCGUUCACUCACAAACGAGAAUCCCUAUAUAUACUGAAUCCUCGAGCCGGACAAUUCAGUAUCAUCGAUAACACGAUUCCACGCGAUUCUUCCAAUAUGAAGAUCACCUACAAGAUCGUCCUUGUGUUGGCUUUGGCCAGUAUCGCGAGGCCAAAAUUGAUAUCGAAAAGGGGGAAAAGAAGCGUGGCUGUAGUGGGGCCAUCUGGCUACGACUUUUUUGGGGUAGCGCCAAUCUUCUCCACCGGGUCAUGGUCGCCCACCGGGUUUGGAUCCGCUCCCUGGAACCCUUCAGGGAUACCGGACAUACCUUUGACGCAAGUUCAGGUCCAAGCCACACACGACGUCGCUAUCCAGGCGUUGAAGGAUCCGGUUGACGGGACCCCUAGUGUCGCCUAUCCUCCAGAUGUAUUGAGAGCUAUUCAACAGGCGAAGGAGGCAAAUCGGAACGUAAAUUGGGCGCAACAAAAGGUGGCAGAGGCAAAACAGACUACUAUUAUUCAGCAGAAACUCGCUCUUGCUAAAGAAGCUGCUGCGAGGGAGGCUGCGGCAAGGUCGGAAGAAAUUUCGUCAGCUGCCGAGGCCGAGGCAAGAGCGAGCGCAAAACAAUUGGUCGCCCUGCAACAAAGAUUGGCGUCGUUGAAAGAUGCGGUCGCAGCUGCCCAACGAGUGGCCGCCGCGAGGGAAGCGGCUGCAGCUGCCGCCAUUCAGAGGAACGCCGCUGCAACGGCUGCCGAGUUGCAAAAACAGGAUGUCGACAAGCAGAUUAGCCGAAGCGAGCAAGAAGCGAAGGAGAAAGAUAUAAUAGCGGCCAAGGAGAACGCCGUUGCGAAUGCAGUGCAACUCGCGGCGUUGCAAAAAUCAUCGCAUCACUCUUGGGGUCGAUAAAUUCUCUCUCCCCCUUUUUUGUUUUUUCCUCCAAUUUUCUUCU